UUAAUGUUUUCAGGUAACAUUUAAAAAGCAGAGAUGCCUCAGAAACAGAGGUCUAAGUCCUGGACGGAGCUGAAACAAGCUGGAAAUGAAAGUUUCAAGACGGGCCAGUAUGGAGAGGCCAUCAAUAUCUACAGCCUGGCCAUCAAAGAGCUGGAGAAGUGCAAUAAGAAGGAGCCAGAGGAUUUGGGCAUUUUGUACUCAAACCGUGCAGCCAGCUAUCUAAAAGAUGGCAACUGUGCUGAAUGUGUGAAAGACUGCAAUAUGUAA
Molecule: messenger RNA, 267 nt
Organism: Notothenia coriiceps (black rockcod)
Lineage: Eukaryota; Metazoa; Chordata; Actinopteri; Perciformes; Nototheniidae
Product: mitochondrial import receptor subunit TOM34-like
Exons: 2
Coding region: 34-267 (77 amino acids)
Cellular component (GO): cytosol; mitochondrion
Molecular function (GO): heat shock protein binding
Source: RefSeq, a predicted model, not a curated record